AUGGCUGCUCAAAACGCUAACGCUAAGACUCAAACUAAGACUGACGACGCUGCAAAGGACAACUGGGGUUGGUGGUGGAGACCAGGUAGCAAUGCUAAAUUCUACGCUUCCUGUAACGUUAUAUCAGUUAAUUAUGGUUUUAUUGGUUUAGGUCAAAUGGGUCAACAUAUGGCUAGACAUAUUUAUGAUAAAUUAGAUAUUGAAAAUGAUAAAUUAUAUGUUUAUGAUGUUUUCCCACAAGCUAUUACUGCAUUUGUUGAUAAUGUUACUAGCAUCAAACCAGAACAUAAACAUGCUUUAACUCCAUUAAGUUCAAUUAAAUCAUUUGUUCAUGAUGUUGAAAACCCAUUGGAUUUCAUUAUUACUAUGGUUCCAGAAGGUAAACAUGUCAAAUCAGUCAUUACCGAAUUAACCAAAGAAUACAAAUCAGUCAACCCAUCAUAUUCAACCACUUUCAUUGAUUCUUCAACCAUUGAUAUCAAGACUUCAAGAGAAUGUCAUGAAAUUGUUAAGAAUGAAUUACCAGAAUUUGAUUUCAUUGAUGCUCCAGUUUCUGGUGGAGUUGCAGGUGCUCGUAAAGCUACUUUAUCAUUCAUGUUAUCCCGUGAAGAUGAUGCUUCAGUUUCUCCAGAAUUAAGAGAAUUAUUAUCAAAAAUGGGUAAAAACAUUUUCCCAUGUGGUUCUCAACAUGGUACUGGAUUAGCUGCUAAGUUAUCCAAUAAUUAUUUAUUGGCAAUUACUAAUUUAGCUACAGCUGAUUCAUUCCAAUUGGCUAAAUCAUUUGGAUUAAAUUUACAAAAUUAUGCAAAAUUAGUAGCAGUUUCAACUGGUAAAUCUUGGGCAAGUGUUGAUAAUUGUCCAAUUCCUGAUGUAUAUCCUGAAAACAAUUUACCUGCUGAUGUUGGUUAUAAAGGUGGUUUCAUUACUAGAUUGACUAGAAAAGAUGUUGUAUUGGCUUGUGAAUCAGCAAAGAUGGCUAAUAGAUUCUUAUAUCUUGGUGAUGUAGGUAGACAUUGGUAUGACAAGGCUUGUGAACAUGAAGAUAUUGCCAAUAGAGAUUUAGGAGUUUUAUUUGAAUGGUUGGGUGAUUUAGAACAAGACAGUGUAGGUAAUGUCAUUGAUACUAAGAGAAAGUAG
Messenger RNA from Hemisphaericaspora subhashii, 1137 nucleotides. It is a transcript of the gene HPD1, whose product is annotated as Hpd1p. The transcript is spliced from 2 exons. Bases 1 to 1137 code for a protein of 378 amino acids. Gene Ontology annotation, cellular component: mitochondrion. Lineage: Eukaryota; Fungi; Ascomycota; Pichiomycetes; Serinales; Debaryomycetaceae. The record is from RefSeq and is a predicted model, not a curated record. Gene Ontology annotation, biological process: L-valine catabolic process. Gene Ontology annotation, molecular function: NAD binding; NADP binding; 3-hydroxyisobutyrate dehydrogenase activity.